Molecule: messenger RNA, 657 nt
Organism: Onthophagus taurus
Lineage: Eukaryota; Metazoa; Arthropoda; Insecta; Coleoptera; Scarabaeidae
Source: RefSeq, a predicted model, not a curated record
AUGUUAAAAAUUCAUGAAAGCAGUACCGCUCAUAAAAAAUGUUACCUUAUAUGGAGUGAUGCUGAAAUACGAUUAAAAACAGGAAAAACAGUAGAUUGCCAAGGACAACGUUUAAUUAGAAACGAAACUACAACAUGGAUGGUUUUGACUAGAUUGAUGCAUAUUGCACUUUACUUAGCUGAAAAUAAUAUGGCCUUCAGAGGUACUUCUGAUAAAUUAUACACUCCGCACAACGGAAAAUUCUUGGGUUUAGUACAACUAUUAGGCAAAUUUGAUCCAGUUAUGCAGGAGCACUUGCGAGUUGUGAAAGGUGAUAUUUCAAAUCACUAUUGCCGAAAAAAUAUUCAAACCGCAUUAAUACAGCUAAUGGGUGAAAAAGUAAAGUCCGAUAUCAUAUCACCAGCCAAAAAAUCCAAAUAUUAUGCUAUUCUAGCUGACUGUACACCAGAUAUUAGUCAUGUAGAACAACUUUCAUUGACAAUCCGAUUUGUUGACGUAUCACCUUCUUCUGUUAGAGCAAGAAAGUAUCGCAAACCCGAUGAAUUGGAAGUUAAAACCUUGAAGACGGUGGAACCAGAAGAAGAGGGCAGCAGAAUGGCAUUCUUCAACAGCCUAAAGCCUCACAUAGAACAAUUUAACACCCAUGAUUCCUUGUAA